This is a messenger RNA of Aureobasidium pullulans EXF-150, 477 nucleotides long. RefSeq lists its product as uncharacterized. NCBI's taxonomy places the organism in Eukaryota, Fungi, Ascomycota, Dothideomycetes, Dothideales, Saccotheciaceae. The record is from RefSeq and is a predicted model, not a curated record. Bases 48 to 287 code for a protein of 79 amino acids. The transcript is spliced from 2 exons.
UGUCAAUCAACAACAGCAUAAUUAAAGACCAUGUUCAUCACUCAUGCAUGUUAGCACUAUUGCUGCGUAAGACGGCCUGCUAUACCAUCACCGUCGCAUUAUCGUCAUCUCAACCGACUCUCGAAUCUUUGAUCGGUGUCAGCUGCUUGGCCAUCUGGCAACAAUCUAUUAAACAGGAAUUGCUUCCGUGUGAACCCGCUUCUCGCAACUUCCGCUGUCAGAUUCACUCGCGCUUCUUUCACUUUGUCUAUUCGAGGCGUGCGACCCAGCUCAUUGAUAUUCCUUGACCAUCUAACCAUCUCGUCGAGACUUUCUUACCUUCUUCCGUCCACCGCCAACCUUACUCGAUCAUCACAUCUCUCGGCACCCCGUAACGAUACCAUGUCUCUCAAUCUUGAAAAGCAACUUCUCUUCUAUGGUUCUUACCACCAUAACCCUGUAAGAAUCCAACCAUCUCUCCAAGAAAACAUCGUUUAU